AUGCGCUCUAGCGCUGGGCUAGUUACCUAUCAAUGUCCACUGCAUCUGCUACGGGCACUCUACGGUUAUGGCCCGUAUCAAACAGUCGUCGGCCACGAGGGCGUCGGCACCGUCGUCAAGCUCGGCCCCGGCGUCCAAGACGAUUUCCUUCACCAAAGAGUCGGGGUCAAAUGGGUCUACAGCGCCUGCGGCGAAUGCGCCAUCUGCCGCAAGGGCUUCGAAAACAACUGCCCGAACCAGAUCAACACGGGCCGCCACGUCGCGGGCACGCUCCAGCAGUACGUCGUGGCCGACGCGCGCUACGUGACGCCCAUCCCUGCCGAUUUGCCGAGCGAGACUGCCGCGCCCCUGCUCUGCGCGGGGCUCACCAUGGCGGGCGCCGUCUCCAAGCUCCGUGAUUUGGAGGCAGAUCGCGCGCCGCCUCGCCAAACUCCGAGUUAUCGCCGUGGAUUCGGGGAGGCCAAACGGAAACUUUCCCUGGAGAGCGGCGCGGACCACUUUGUGGACUAUAGGGAGGAGAAUGUCGAGGAAAGGGUCAAGGCCAUCACGGAGGGCGAAGGUGCGGCCGCGGCGCUGGUGGUGCCUGCUUCCGAGGAGGCGUUUGCCGUGGCGCCGCGCGUGGUGAGGAAUAUGGGAGCCAUUCUGACCAUUGGACUGCCCCGGAAUGAUUAUGAGAUACCCUUGUCCGCGUCUUUAUGUUCUGCCCGAAGCCUCACCGUCGCCGGGGUCGCCACCGCUGUCGAGGUGGCCAAUUUCGAGGAUAUCCCUGACAUUUUUGAGAAGCUGAAGACGGGCUCAAUUGUCGGUCGCAUUGUGGUCAAAAUCCCCCAGUAA
Molecule: messenger RNA, 834 nt
Organism: Parascedosporium putredinis
Lineage: Eukaryota; Fungi; Ascomycota; Sordariomycetes; Microascales; Microascaceae
Source: the annotation of a GenBank genome assembly